CGGCUCACCAUCUGCAGGGCCGGAGAGGAAGGAAGGGCACGGACCCGGCUCACCCCGCCCCCGCCAUCCCGGCGGAUAAAGGAGCCGAGGCCCAGACGGGAGGGCGCCCCGCCCCCGGAGGAGAGGAGCCGCAGCCCCUGCAGGACGGGGGCCUGGUCGCCAUGGGCUCCACCGCGGCCCCCGAGGGAGCGCCGGGCUACGUCCGCGAGUUCACCCGCCACUCCUCCGACGUGCUGGGCAACCUGAACGAGCUGCGCCUGCGCGGGAUCCUCACUGACGUCACGCUGCUGGUUGGCGGGCAACCCUUGAGGGCGCACAAGGCCGUGCUCAUCGCCUGCAGCGGCUUCUUCUAUUCGAUUUUCCGGGGCCGAGCGGGCGUCGGGGUGGACGUGCUCUCUCUGCCCGGGGGGCCGGAAGCCGGGGGCUUUGCGCCCCUCCUGGACUUCAUGUACACGUCCCGGCUGCGCCUCUCCCCAGCCACCGCGCCGGCCGUCCUGGCGGCCGCCACCUACUUGCAGAUGGAGCACGUCGUCCAGGCGUGCCACCGGUUCAUCCAGGCCAGCUGUGAACCCCUGGGCAUCUCCCUGCGGCCCCUGGAGGCCGAGCCCCCAGCGCCCCCCGCGGGUCCCCCAGCGGGCAGCCCCAGGCGCUCGGAAGGACACCCAGAUCCGCCCACGGAGUCGCGAAGCUGCAGCCGAGGCCCCCCGAGCCCAGCCAGCCCAGACCCCAAGGCCUGCAACUGGAAGAAAUACAAGUUUAUUGUGCUGAAUUCUCAGACCGCACAGGCGGGGAGCCGGGCUGGGGAGAACUCUGGCCGGCCUUGCCCCCAGGCCCGGCUCCCGAGCGGCGACGAAGCCAGCAGCAGCAGCGAAGAGGGACCCACGCCCGGGCUCCGCAGCAGACUAUCUCCGGCUGCUACCGCCGCAGGAUUCAAAUGUGGAGCUCCAGCGAAUGACCCCUGCCCCUUCACGGCCCGCGCUCAGGAGGCUCCUCUCUCGACCUCUAAGCAGGCGUGCCCACCGCCAGGAAGCGAGUUUUUCAGCUGCCAGGACUGCGAGGCUGUGGCGGGGUGCUCUUCGGGGCUGGACCCCUUAGCAGCGGGGGACGAGGACAAGCCCUACAAAUGCCAGCUGUGCCGAUCUGCCUUCCGCUAUAAAGGCAACCUGGCUAGCCACCGCGCCGUGCACUCAGGAGAAAAGCCUUACCGCUGCGCCGUCUGCGGAGCGCGCUUCAACCGCCCGGCUAACCUGAAGACGCACAGCCGCAUCCACUCCGGAGAGAAGCCGUACCAGUGCGAGACGUGCGGCUCGCGCUUCGUUCAGGUGGCGCACCUCCGCGCGCACGUGCUCAUCCACACGGGAGAGAAGCCCUACCCGUGCCCCACCUGCGGAACCCGCUUCCGCCAUCUGCAGACCCUCAAAAGCCACGUUCGCAUCCACACGGGGGAGAAGCCGUACCACUGCGACCCCUGCGGCCUGCAUUUUCGGCACAAGAGUCAGCUGCGGCUGCACCUGCGUCAGAAGCACGGGGCCGCGACCAAUACCAAAGUGCGAUACCACCUCCUGGGGGGCCGUAGCUGCGCCCCGCCUGCGCCCCGACUCGCUCCCUAGGGGCUGUGAGAGCGUAGGCUGAGGCGUGAUGUGGGGUGCGCCAGGCCGCCCUGCCAUCAGAAGCUUCAUUACCUAAGUAACCAAACUUGUUCAUUACUGAGGAGAGCAGGGGAGGCUGAUCCCGGUUGGAGCAGCCUCUGUUUUGCUGGUCAAAACCUCUUCCUCACAAUCCAGACUGGGUAGCUAGGGACUGGGGGAAAGGAGCCGCGCCAGGGACCUGCUCCAAGGAACUGCGCCCCCCCCCCCAAUGGUUUAUGUGUAAAUAUAAUUUAUUAGGGUCUGUGGGUGGCACAGGGCCUUCAUUCUGUUUUGCCUUUCCGACUUUCUUCUUCCACGAGUGUGAUCAAAAGUGAGUGGACACGGGUGAGGGCACGCCUCUGCUGGCAGAGAGACCUAGCACUUGGCUUUCUCCUUUGGCUUGAGCGUCUCCGCAUUGUUUUUGCUGUAACAUUUCCCUUUUGAGUCGUCCUUUUUCCUCGUUGUUUGCUUGUUGCCCUGUCCCGAGGUUCUCGGGCUAGAAGCUUCAGUUCUCCUAGGCCCUGGGAACACAUGUGGUUGGGUGAAGCAUCCUCCCUGGUAUUUUGGAUGGUUUUGCAGCAGGCUAGACCUGGAAGGAAACCUUCAGCUCUUUGAGGGUGAUGGGAACCUUUUUGAUGAACCCAAAAUGUAGAUAAUAAAUUCCUCCUGAAGGCUGGAUUCCUCACUAGCCUCCACGGAGGUGGGUAGUCUUUCUGGGAAGGCCCAGCAUCUAAACUGUUCCACUGAUCUAGUCCCCAGGAUUUGACCCCAUGCUGUCCCUCUGUCAGAGAGAGAGCCUAAGGGUUUGAGCUGAACCCGAGGUCAGCCUGCGUCCUGGCUGAGCUAACACCCCACGGGGAGAGCUCUGCAAUCUGUCCGUUCUCAUCUGUCCGGUUUCUGAGAAGGCUAGAGUCAGUGACACCACUUCCCUCCACCGUGAGUCUGCAGAAUCCUGGGCCGCAUGAGUGGCUGGGGUUGAAUGUUCCUUUGGGUUCAAUAUGCCCUUCUUCUCUGAAUGUGUUGUUUUUGGACAAUUUCUGGCAAGUGUCCAGAUUCCAAGAAGUUCUUCUUUCAAGGGUGCUUAGUAACUCUCUUACCUUAGGAAAUCUGGGUCUAACUCAGAUUUCCACCGUUGUCGCUCCUGGGACCACUGAGCGUCCUAGGCUGCACAGAGGAAGGAAGCCAGGCCGAGCUCUAUUCUGUGUUUGUUGUCACUGGGGAUUAUUGUUGCAAUUACAUACUUCAAGGCUUUAAGAGACCAAUUGGUGGGUUGGCCAAAGACCACUUCCCCAUGAACAAGUUGCCAGAUAGGUUGGUUGAGGGCUGCAGUUUGUAGCUAGAUGGAGUCUGGAGUGUUGGACGUCUGGGGCCCUGGUGUAGGGCAGAGCCCUGCUCCUGCCACCCUGGGACUGAGGUUACAGGACUUGGGAGAACGGCAAGAAGACGUGAAGAUGUAAAGCAGAGUCCCCAGCUGAGGCGGCCCUGUGGCCUACGGCUGGCGCCUGGUGAGAAGGCCGUUCUUCCGUUUCACCCGUCAGCCUGUGUGUGUGUGGGGUGGAGACAGCGGAGCAGAGAUUGAGACGGUAUUAUGAGUUCUCUUUAGCAGACUGGAUACGAGUGGGAAGUGCCAGGGGCUGAGAUGUUGGAUGCUGCGGGAUCAGAUCCUUGGAAUAAAGAAGCCCCUCUCUGUCCA
Molecule: messenger RNA, 3321 nt
Organism: Psammomys obesus (fat sand rat)
Lineage: Eukaryota; Metazoa; Chordata; Mammalia; Rodentia; Muridae
Gene: Bcl6b
Product: BCL6B transcription repressor
Exons: 9
Coding region: 162-1610 (482 amino acids)
Biological process (GO): regulation of transcription by RNA polymerase II; positive regulation of gene expression
Cellular component (GO): nucleus
Molecular function (GO): protein binding; RNA polymerase II cis-regulatory region sequence-specific DNA binding; DNA-binding transcription factor activity, RNA polymerase II-specific
Source: RefSeq, a predicted model, not a curated record